AGGUAGCUCCUGAACCAUUCCAUCCGCAUUAUUCACAAAAAGAACGUGGGAAAUUCACGAGAGAGCCCGUUUGCGACCUUGCACAAAACCUGCCAUUAUCGUUAUAUAUAGUUCUGUGGUGACUGGCCGUGCGGAAACAGAGAGGGUUGGAACAUAUAUCUUACUAUUACUCCCUAUACAUUGACCGAACCGACCGUAUCAGUUCUCCUGAUCUGACAGACAUUCUCUGUCUUUUGAAUAUACUCUGCAACAUCCCCCAAGGUUGAUCGGGGUCUGCUUCAUGGACAAUUGUGGGACGCCGAACGGUCUGCUCGCACGUUGAGAGACCGCUUUGCGUUCCAUAGGGUUCCCCAGCCUGCCACCUGACGAUCACGACGUUAGUGCACCUAGCGACUAAGCAACGACUCAGCGAGAUUCCUCUACUUCUGCCCCCGAUGGGAUACCUCCAGGGAUGACUCUUGACAAACACUCUGAACAUGCACCCUACUCUCCCUCUCACUCUCAACCCGCUCCUGUCAUAAUGCCGACUGGUAAAACUUGGAUGGGCCACAACGAAGCUGCCUAUAACAGGUUUUUGAAAGAUUACAAGACUCAAGUCGCCUCGGCCACCUCCACCGUCUGCGCGACUCUGGCUGUGGUAAGUGUUGUCGAUCCGAUGUCGCCGGAGAGAAGAACCCAGGGCUGAUCCCCGCGCUUCCAGACUCCACUGGAGAACGUCAAAACUCGUAUGCAGACUCACAACUUUCGCAAUGUCUUCGUUUGUGCGCGCUACCUCUGGCGUACCGAAGGCCCUCGUGGUUAUGUAGCUGGAGCUUUGCCACCUCUCGCCAGCGUUACUGCGGUGCGCGUUUUGAACUUCUCUACAUACAAUGCCGCCAAGCACCGCAUUUCUAGAUUUAUUGAGAGCACCACCGGUCAGUCUCCUCUGGAGCAGUACAAUCAGCCCGGCAGUUCUCCCACUCUGAUGACCCUUGGUACCUUUUUCUCCGCCGGUCUGAUUGCCGGUUUGAUCACCGCACCCUUGGCCUGCCCUUUUGAACUGGCAAAGAAUGUUGUCCAGACCUCGGUCCUGGUGUCUAACCGUGCCCAGGCGUCUCCCAACGCCGUGGGGGAUCCUUCUCUGCGCAACAAGCCUCGUCUCGGCACCAUCGAAGCGAUCCGUCAGAUCGUACAGCGCUAUGGAUUCCGUGGUUUGUAUACCGGUUUCAAACUUCACACUAUGCGCGAUACUCUUGGAUCCGGCCUGUAUUUCAGCGUUUACGAGACCGUCAAGCAGCUUGCAGCCAAGGAGCUUGGCCCUGACAAGUCCCCAUUCGGCGCUCCUAUGAUUGCCGGCGCCAUCUGUAGCACUGUGCCUUGGUUCUGCACCUAUCCGCUUGAUACUAGAAAGACUCGCGCGCAGAGCGUGCUGCUGGGAAAGACCUCGGAGGUGGGCGAAGCAUCUGCCGCGGUUGCCAAGUCGAGCAUGUACAAAGGUCUUUCAAUUAUCCUGAUCCGUACCGGUGUCAACAACAUGAUCCUGCUCAGUAUUUUUGAGUACAUCAAGAUGAGAAUCAACCAGCUUGAUUGA
Molecule: messenger RNA, 1570 nt
Organism: Aspergillus melleus
Lineage: Eukaryota; Fungi; Ascomycota; Eurotiomycetes; Eurotiales; Aspergillaceae
Product: putative mitochondrial carrier protein
Exons: 5
Coding region: 728-1570 (280 amino acids)
Biological process (GO): transport
Molecular function (GO): transmembrane transporter activity
Source: RefSeq, a predicted model, not a curated record